GUUGGAGGAAACUUCCCGCGGCCGGUGGCCUCCUGAGCGGCAGAGCGACAGAGCGGGAGCGGCCGGGCCCGGCCGCCAGGCCUCUCCCGCCGCCGGGGCAGCGGAGCCGCGCUGGGCGGGCGGAGAGCGCGGGGGUGCGCAGCGGGCCCGCCUCAUGCGCAGUCACCUGCGGAGGGGCUGAGCGGAGCAGCCGCCUCCGCCGCGCCCCGCGCCGCGGGCUCCCGGCGGGCACUUCCCGGGGCAGCCCCCGUUACAGCGCUGCGGAGCCGCCGCCGAGGGACGCGCACCGACCCCGCCGCCAGCCGGAGCCGCCGCCGCGCAGCGACCUGUCAGGGCACCUCGCAGGCCGGCCCCAAGAACCCUUCCCACGCGCUGGUUUGUCCCCGGGAGAAGGCGAGUUGGGAGCCUCUCCAUGCCUUAUCAAGUUCCUUAUCCGAGCGGCUCCCAGAAGCUGUAGACCAGUUCAGCUUUAUCUGGUGUAAGGGAGAAAAACAGUGUAGUUCUCGCACUCCAUCCUAUAUCGAGGACCACCUAUUCUGCCGGGGUUUAACACAGAAGAUGAUGAAAUGCAGUUUGCUGGGUGAACCAUUAGGUCCCUGUUGUGGAACGAGGGCUUUGUAUUCACCUUCUAGUUCCUGAUCUGUGUGGUGAGAGGACGCUAAUCUUUCUCCUUCAUCCCCCUUCCCUAAACCUUUCCUUGCUUCAAUGUUGCAUUGGUCAGACUUUUGGUCAGUGUUGUUUACGGAAGGGGGGUGGGAACAAGGCAGUUGAGGUUACAAACAAAAGUACUUGUAUGACUCAUCUACUUGGAUUUAAGACGUUGUAUCCUUCUUUCACGGGGCCUUUGCUUCUCUCUGAAGGAAUCAGAUGCUUUUUCCUAUUCUUCCAGAGGAGGAUGGAUUGAAAGUUGUAUGUUUUAGACUUUUUUUGGGCCACUGCUGAUAUUAAAAGACAUAAUGGGACUUUUUCACUGGAUUAUUGCCAGAAUUAGUUUACACACUGAAACAAUGAGUUGUUAGGCCUCUCAUAUGAUAAUAUUUGUCCUGCUUUAAUAUAAAGUUGCUGUGGAGGUGUUUUUAAAAUUGUGGAGGACGGUCUGCAUCAGAAGAGGCUCUCUUCAUCUCUGGUUGGUGUGGCAACCACAAUCUGUCCUCGAUGCCUUCAGCCUUGGCCAUCUUCACUUGCCGCCCGAACUCCCACCCAUUUCAGGAGCGUCAUGUCUACCUGGACGAGCCUGUCAAGAUCGGCCGCUCCGUGGCUCGCUGCCGGCCAGCCCAGAACAAUGCCACGUUUGACUGCAAGGUGCUGUCCAGGAACCAUGCUCUUGUCUGGUUUGAUCACAAGACAGGCAAGUUCUACCUUCAAGACACUAAAAGUAGUAAUGGUACCUUUAUUAAUAGUCAGAGACUGAGUAGAGGAUCUGAGGAAAGCCCACCAUGUGAAAUUAUGUCAGGUGACAUCAUCCAGUUUGGUGUAGAUGUGACGGAGAACACGCGGAAAGUUACCCAUGGAUGUAUAGUCUCCACAAUCAAACUGUUCCUUCCAGAUGGAAUGGAAGCUCGAUUGCGAUCAGAUGUUAUCCAUGCACCAUUACCAAGUCCUGUUGACAAGGUUGCUGCUAACACUCCCAGUAUGUAUUCUCAGGAAUUGUUUCAGCUUUCACAGUAUCUACAAGAAGCCUUACAUCGGGAACAAAUGUUGGAACAGAAGCUGGCAACCCUUCAGCGACUACUUGCUGUCACACAAGAGGCUUCAGAUACUAGUUGGCAGGCUUUAAUAGAUGAAGACAGGCUGCUAUCAAGACUAGAGGUUAUGGGAAAUCAAUUACAAGCUUGUUCAAAGAAUCAAACAGAAGACAGUAUACGAAAAGAGCUUAUAGCAUUACAGGAAGACAAACACAACUAUGAGACAACAGCCAAAGAGUCCCUGAGGCGGGUCCUUCAGGAGAAAAUUGAAGUGGUCAGAAAAUUAUCUGAAGUGGAGCGGAGUUUAAGUAAUACAGAAGAUGAAUGUACACACCUGAAAGAAAUGAAUGAGCGGACUCAGGAAGAAUUAAGGGAAUUAGCUAAUAAGUACAAUGGAGCUGUAAAUGAAAUUAAAGAUCUUUCUGACAAGCUAAAGGUAGCAGAAGGGAGACAAGAAGAAAUCCAGCAAAAAGGACUGGCUGAGAAAAAGGAAUUGCAGCAUAAAAUAGAUGAAAUGGAAGAAAGAGAGCAAGAGCUUCAAGCAAAAAUAGAAGCUUUGCAGGCUGAUAAUGACUUCACCAAUGAGCGGCUGACUGCUUUACAAGUACGGUUAGAACACCUUCAAGAGAAAACUCUUAAAGAACACAACAGCUUAGGCAUACAAGUCGACGACUUCAUACCUAAAAUUAAUGGGAGCACAGAGAAAGAGCACUUUCUUUCAAAGAGUGGAGGGGACUGCACUUUUAUUCAUCAGUUCAUAGAAUGUCAGAACAAGAUCAUAGAUGAAGGACAUCUAACCAAAGUGGAAGAAACAAAGCUUUUGAAAGAAAACCAAGCACGAGUCAAAGAAUCGAAUGAUUUAUCUGACACCCUUAGCCCAAGCAAGGAAAAAAGCAGUGACGACACUACAGAUGCUCAAAUGGAUGACCAAGAUCUAAAUGAACCUAUUGUCAAAGUAGCUCUUCUAAAAGAUGAAUUGCAGGGUGCACAAUCAGAGACUGAGGCUAAGCAAGAAAUUCAGCAACUGCACAAGGAGCUGAUUGAAGCCCAAGAGCUAGCUAGGACAAGUAAACAAAAAUGCUUUGAACUUCAAGCGCUCUUGGAAGAAGAGAGAAAAGCAUAUAGAGUGCAAGUUGAAGAAUCCAACAAGCAAAUAAAUGCUCUGCAAGCUCAGUUGCGAAGGUUGCAAGAAGAAAUUGAGAAUCUUCGCAAGGAAAAGGAGAAUGAAAUUUCCACCACUCGAAAUGAACUUGUCAGUGCUCAAAAUGAGAUUCUGUCACUUCAGAAAGUAGCAGAAAAAGCAGCCUCAGAACGAGACACAGACAUUUCUACCUUGCAAGCUGAGCUGCAGACGGUGCGAGCGGAGCUUGAACGGUGGAGGAGAGAUGCCUCAGAUUAUGAAAAAGAAAUUGUCAAUCUGCAAUCCAGUUUUCAGCUCAAAUGCCAGCAGUGUGAGGAGCAGCAGAGGGAAGAGGCCUCUCGCCUGAAAGAUGAACUUGAAAAGUUGAAGGCGGAGUGGAUCACUCUGGAAGCUGAAUGUGUUAAACUGAGGAAGGAAAACACUUCACUUACAUCUGAACUUCAGCGACAAGAAAAGGAGCUUUCUAGCUCUCAGAAGCAGAGUUUAGCACUAACCAGUGAUAUAAGUGUUCUAGAAAUGUCUCGGAAGGAACUUGAAAAUCAAAUGGGAUCUUUGAGAGAAAAACAUCAACGGGAUGCAGCCAGUCUGAAAACUCAACUCAGUGAAGCUGAAAGUCAAGCAAAAGAUUUUCAGAAAGAGUAUGAAAGAACACAGACUGUGCUCUCAGAGCUGAAGGCCAAGUAUGAGGUGGCUGAACAACAAAACCAGUCACUCACGGAGGAGCUCAAACAAUGUAAAGAAAACCUGAAGCUGCUACAAGAAAAAGGAAACAAUCCUUCCAUAUUACAACCCGUCCCAGCCGUAUUCAUCGGCCUAAUCCUGGCUUUCCUGUAUUGGUGUUACGGCCCAUUGUGGUAGCGAAAGAACUGCUCCUGGAAAGCAGAAACAAACCCUAGUAAUUGCUCUAUGUCCCUGGAGUCCCUAACAGAGCAUCUGCAGACAUGACAGGAACAAGACCUGCUCCGGAUCCCUGCAGUUUUCCGCAAUGGCAGAGAUCAGUUCAUGCGUUACUGUGUCAGUGCUCUGUGUGUGCUCAGUGCUGUGGCACUGCAAAGAAGAUGACUUUAUUUUCCUGCUGCAAAGAGGUUGAAAUCUUAACAUCCUCAACAUAUGGAAGGAGAGUUUUCUCUGACUGUCAAAAAUCUCAUAAAAUGUAAGCUGGGGGGAGAGGGGAGGCCACGUGCAUGCUCAAUGUUCAAGAAAAGCCUAUUUGUGCUCAGUGUAAUGACAAUAUUUUUCAGUUGCAACUCUCCUGUGCAGAAGUUUAAUCUUCCUACUGUGGACAGAGUGAGAGCAAUGAGAGCUACAUCACUUUUAAUAUGGCCAGUUUUCUAAGAACAAAAGAAAUCUGUGUCAAAUAUGUGAUUUGGGUCGCUUUUGCACAUUUUUUUUUGGUCUGUGGUUCUAUUUAUGCCCUGGCCAGUUCUUACACUCCCCAGCCUUGUAAGAAAGUAGACGUGGUUGCUAACUUUAAGAGGAAAGAGACUGCCUAGAUCUGAUCUGAGCACCAUUGCCUUUGUUUAUGUAAACAGUGACAUCAUCUUCUAUUGCAGAAUGGGAACCCUGAACAGUUACAGGAGAGCAAAUUUAGGAAUUGUCCUUAUGAGACAAGUGUGAUUCAUCUUCAAGUGUGUAUAUUUAAGAAAGAUGCUGUAUCCUGAGUCAGAUAAGUUCUGUGACUCUGACUUUACUCCAGUUCAAACUGUCAUAUAUUAGUAAAAAUUAAUCACUUUUUUUUUUUCCUUUUAAACUAUUUGAAAAGUGGUGCUUGCAGCCUGCUGGGGCGUGUGAAGAGCAGCAGAGCUGGCUUUUUUGUCCCCUUUCAGUUUCUCCAGAAAUCUGCCUUUGCACUCUCCAAAAGCCUUUUGUAAGUGGUGCCUGACUCAUCCAAUGAUGGUUAGGGCUGCCUUGUUCCUGGGAUUCAGUGUCAGUCAUCCAGGGGAUGGUGUUCGAGGUGCUCAAGGCAUUGUUGAACUGCCAGUAAAGCACUCCGUUUCCUACUGGGGGAGUUUGCUGAAGUGUGUUAGAAAAUACCCCACAGCCAGGUUCAGUCUCUUCUCCAUCACACAGUGUGGGGAAAUAGGCAUCCUUUUUGGCCAGAGCUGAAAAAGCAAAACCAUGCAGAGCAGUAUGGCUGAGUCGCUGCCAGGGGUGAACAUCUGCUCUACAGCUUGUCAUUCAGCCCUUAAAGGCUGUUCUGUGAGCAGCCAAGAGCACUGGCCUGGCUGGUUCUUGCAUCUGUUUUGUACCUGAAUGGGAAAUCACUCUCUCCAAAGGGGAUGGUUGCAGAUUGGCAGGCUCCACCUCUGUGCCAGCUGCACGUGUGCAGCAAUGCAUGGACCUGGCUGCUGGAGAGAGAAAACCCUGGUUUCUCCUCACUUGGAUUUUCUGUGCCAUAUUUACUGAAAAUAAUUGCUCCUGUAGUGAAUUACCAUGAGGGAAGUAGACAAAAGCUCCCCAUUUCCUAGCACCUGCCUUGCUGCAGGGACAUGUCUCUGUGCCUCUUCUUGCUGUCAGGAAGUGACUACAUCUGUGCUGGUCAGGCAGGGACAGAAGGCUGAAAGUUCUUUGGGUUGCCUUUGUUUGUUUGUUUGUCUGUUUGUUUAACAAAUUAACACGAGCUUAGCAAGCAUUGGUGAUUGUUUCCAGCGAGUUUGCUUUCAAACUUGGCCUCAUGUCAUGGGAAAGGCUGGGGUUAAGUGCUGUUGGACAUUGGGAGGUGCCAUGGUCCAGUGUCCUCCAGCUGUGUCCUAAACCAGAGAACCUUCUGUCCUCUCUGAAUUGUUUCCUCUGUGCAUGAAGGCAGAUGUUGCAUUAUACCAGGGGCAGAACAGCCCCUGUAUAAUAUAUAUAUUUCCCCAACCUUCCUGGUCUAGUAGCUGUUGCCACUUUUCCUUGGCUUUAGGCCAGGGCUGGCUCAGCAAACCCUUGGGUCAGAUUCCCGAUUUCUCUCAUCUGAAGCCGCCUUUUCCAGCGCUGGGAGCGGGGAAGCGCUGCUGGAGCCGCCCAUCAGCCUGGGCUGGCCCUGGAAAGGCUCCGGUGCUGCUCUGGGGGAGGUGUCCAGCUUGCUUUUCAUGGCUCCUGCCAGGUUUCACUUGCUCUAAUGCCUGAGUUUCACACUUAAACCUGAGGAAGAUCACAGCUGAAGGCGUUCUGUCUUUCCAGCUCCCUGUGGGAGGGGGAGCUCCCUGAUGGCACUUUGUGCUUUGUUUUGAGCUUACCAAGUGUCUUCACCCUCAUAAAAGCAGAUGAACCCAGCUGGCAGCAGGGCAGAAGUGAGAUGGUUUGGGGCAUCUCACAAUCAUACACCAGUUCCUCACUGGGGCCAAAUUACAGCAGUGCCCCAAACAGAUCCUCAGUAUGUCCACACUGGUGUGGGUUUGCCCACGCUGAGGGCUGCUGACCUGGCUGACGUGCAGGGCAAGAAGCAGUUUUCACUCCUCCUGCUUCCUGGAAGGUGAGGAAAUUUGGACCAGUCUGGGAGAAGCUGAUCCUCAUUUGGAGAAGACUUUGGGUGCCACCUUCAUGUGACGAUUCUCAGGAGUAUCCUUGAGAUACCAUUUAUCCAGAAGAUCUGCUGUGCCUGAUAACUUUAGGAAUGUGUGUUUCUUGCAUGGUCUUAUAUGAUCCUGGUGAGCCAUCUGGAAAUUUCAUCCUAUGAUUACUCCAGGAUCUGGAAGACUUUUUGUAACUACUAAUCCCAGAAACAGAUUUUUCCUUCAUCCUGUCUGUCAACACAGCCUUUAACUUAUUUUUAUGGGCUUCAGCACAUGUUUGAAGCAUCACUGCCUUAGGAUACAAUUUAUUUUUUCCAGAGUAUCUCAGUGCUUCUUAUAUCUACUUAUAGCACUUUCUGAGGAACAGCUGUUUUGUGGGUAUUUAUUAGGAUCCUCUGUGUCUUCAAAACUUGACACAUCUCUGCACACCUAGAACAGGAAUCAGUGUGACUUAGCAUGCCAUGAGUAUGAGGUCCUAGGAAAUUAUGCUUUGCGGUGCCACAUAUUUUGCCACCAAAAAAAUUGAGUAAUGUUUUCAUUGGUAAGAUGUGAUAAAUAUUUCAUUAAAAAUAUUGAUGCAAUUAAAGCAAGGAGGGUAAAGCAAAAAGACUAAGAUAACUGGUGCCAUGCUAGAUUCUGGAUAUUUUGCCCCUUUUUAUUGUGUCUUGCCCUCUGGCUCUUGUUCACCCAUCAAAAUAACUUGUGGAUGAAGUUUGCUGUAUGUGUCUUAACUUCUCUGUGGAGGGAGUGGGAUAUGGCAGGCAGGAAUCCUGUGUGCAGGAAAAGCUGUUUAAUAGAGUGCCACCAGUGUUGGGGGAGUUUGGGAAGGUCUGUGUGGUCAUCCUGCCUGGAACCAUGGCCCUGUGUUCCUGCUGGAGCAUAAGGCUGGAGGCAGAGGUUGAGAGAAGCUGCCUGGAGGAGCCUGCAGGACGCAUUUCCCAUGGCUGGAGCAUGGCAGAGUGAUGGAGAAGCAGGAGGAGUCUGUGUGUGUGCACAGCCCCAGGGAGGGGCUCGCUGCAGGGCACAGGUUUGCUGUUUGCCCUGGAGCACACAGGCUCCUCAGGCACUUGCAGAGCUUCGUGUGAAGCCCCUCUGCAAGUCAGCAGCGAUGCAGGGACAGCUGCCUCCUUUCUCUCUCUCGGUAAGGAAGAAUUCUCAGAAAUGGUUUUUAUAUUUCUUGGGAACAACAGAAAAUCUUGACUUAAUUGCUGUUCUAAAUGUAUGCCUAUGGCUUCUGAAAGGCCCAGCAGGAUAUAAAACCACCAGUUACCAGUUCUGAUUUUUGCCAGAACUUCAAAGUGUUUCCUUUUAUGCAGUAAUCUUAAAACUAGUCCAAGAAAACACUCGCACUAUUACUUAGAUAUUCCAGUUGUGCCACCAAUAUGGAAACUUAAAUUAUUAUAUUUCCCACAGGCAAAGCUUCCGUUGUUAGUUAAACUUGAUGGUCUUCUGCUUGCUUGUAGGGAAGAUACAGCUCCUUUCUAUGGUCUGAAAAAUGGUUGCAGCUCAAAGCUGAGCCAAGAGUGAUGAUUGGUCCUAAAAAAAUAGGACCUUAAUAUAGUAACCAAAGUCCUAUUAGACUUUAAAUGUUUUUUAAUCAUAGUCAUAUCCUUCUCUGGAAAAGAAGUUUCACAUGCACCAGCCAGUACUCAUUUAAUAAACGUUUUGUUAUUUUACUGUUUGGAUUACAAUUCCCAUCUUUAUCACUUGUGCAUCAUGCCCAAACUUUAUAGAGUAAAAGCCUGUGUACCUCCAGUGAUUAAAUGCAAAAUUAGUCAGGUAGGACUCAGUCCUAUCCUCUAAGCCUUAGUCACUUCUUGAAAGCUUUGUAAGCUUGGUUCACCUGCCCGUGCCAGUGUGGCCCUGUGUGGUCUGGCAAUGUGUUUAUCUUGUGAGCAAGGCCAUUGCACAGGAUUCAUCCAUGUGUGCUCAACAAGCCGUGGCUGCUCUGCUCCAGAGAUUAUAAUUAAAUAAUAUCAAUAAAUCAUGAAAUUGAAAAGGACAUGGGGUUUUUUUUUGGUCAGGUUGUAUUGGGACUUUCUUGGUAAGUGCAGUUAUGUGGGCAGAGUCUGAAGUAUUUCUUUUUUCUGCUGGAGUGACCUCAGAGUAGCACUUGACCUUGCAGUCAGCCAAGGCAGGUUUGUCCCUUGGCUGCUGGGCCCAGGAGAGCCCCAGCAGAUGCACCAGGCCCUGGUCAGGAGGAAGUCCUGGAAUGCCAAACAACAGCCACCAGGGCCAGCAGAGCCCCAUCAUACUCAAAGUACUUUCAAUGACUAUGGGAUGUGUGGUCAAAAAUAAAGAGGUUGUUCAAAAAUCGUUUAGAUAUAAAGAAAUCCUCCUGUUUAAGCAAAUAUCCUGCUGAGUUUCUCCUGGAAAAUAAUUUGAUGUGUAAAAUUGUAUCUUUUCCAGAUUAUGCAGGAUGAGAUUUAAAAGAGAAGUGUUUAAUUCUCCAAACUUAGAAAGCAUGUGGGCCUCAAACUCUUUUCCCAGUUGGAAAAUGUACUAUUAAGAAAAGGAAAUAGAUUUUUAUAAGCAAUAUUUAAUUCAAGCAUUUGGCUAAUUCUUCUGCUGCAAAGCUUUAAGGUCAAAUUCUGAUUCAUUGAUGUGGAUCUGGAAUUAAAGGGAUUAGGAGAGGAAGUGGACUCAGAAGUUAGGAAAACUUUAGUUUCUUGUUCACUUUUUCCUACUCAUCAAAUGUAUUUUUGACCUAUGUUUCUAUUUUAAGUGUUGUAGGGAAACUUACUCCUAUGUGUCUGCCUUUGCUCUUUUUCUGCCCAUUGUCAUCAGCUCUGCCAUGGGUGUGUUCCAUUCUACUGUUGCAGAAAGGGAUCUUGAUCAUUCUGGACAUGACAUUGUUGUACAAAUGCUGGGAAUUUCUACAUUUAUUCCAUUCGGUUAGAGAAUGGAAAAUGGGUGGUUUAUUAUUCUUAUUACUCAUUAAACGUAUGUGUUAAAACAGUGCCCUGUUUCACAAUGUGAUGUUCUGCAGUAGCCCAGGGCCUGAGGGAAGCCACGGCCAGUACCUUCCUUUUGUUUCUACAUGUACAUGUAUUCACAGAAGUGUGGAUUGUGUUCAGGAUUCCUACAGGGAUCACUUUGGGGAUCCAUCUGAAAGCUUUUCAUCUGGCAUUAAGGUCAUUCUCCCUCUGGCUGUCCUUGCCAUUUCUCUGUUGUGUGUGUGACCCUCAGCUCCUGUUGUCCACAAUCCCACUCAGCUUUCAACAACUUCCCAUGUCCCAUUGUGAGUACGCUCAUUCCUAGGUCUCAAGAGACCUGGUAGCCAUCAAUCCAGUGUCAUUUACAGUGUCCUGUAACACCAUGUGUGAUGGUUGUGAGUGCUUUUUGUUUUCUGUGGUCAUAAAGCAGCUACAGUGAGUCUACUGGAGGAGCCAGGUCUGCAUCCCACCCUGGCUGUGGUGCUGUGAAGUUGUGAUGGAUGUACUGCUUUCAUAAAUGCAGCAAACAGCACUGCCAAACCCAGUGGUUUAUCUGGGGCCAUCCAUGUGCUCUGGAAAAAAUAGCUUAUCCUGGGAGUAAGAAUAAUGGGGGGUUUUCCUCAGUUUCCAGUAAUUACUUUCAAAGUAAUUAUGUUGCUCAAAAGAAAGAGCUGCUGCUUGUCUUGUGAGAAAAAGGAGAUAAGAACAAGGAGGUUAAAUGUGACAACUCUUUGGGAUGCCAGCCCCUGCCAGUGCUCCAGAGAGGAGAGCACAGUGGUGAUGAGCCAAAUUCAGCUUGGGGCCAGGAAUUAGUCAGGUGGGAGAUUCCCACUAGAUUUAGGGUGUCCUGGGAGGUCUCCUGGAAUAGGGAGAAAAGAAGGGGCGUGGCAAAGCAGAAGACUGUAUCAUUUUUCUCCCAGUUUUCACCAUGUAAUUCAUGCUUUGCUCUGUAAAGCACUGUGAUAUAGUUUGUGUACAUUAUGUAAAAUAAAUUGUAUUCUAUUAUAUUGAAGAAAUACAAAUAUAAAAUAAAGACAAAGGAUGGAGUAAA
This is a messenger RNA of Taeniopygia guttata (zebra finch), 10310 nucleotides long. Lineage: Eukaryota; Metazoa; Chordata; Aves; Passeriformes; Estrildidae. The record is from RefSeq and is a predicted model, not a curated record.